AUGGGAGUGGAAGUAGAGGUUAUUAAACAGGGAGAUGGAGGUAUCUCGCCAUGCUCUAGCCAAACUGUGGUGGUACACUACACCGGGACGUUAGAAAACGGCAAAAAGUUUGAUUCCUCACGAGACAAGGGCAGACCUUUCAAGUUCAAGAUUGGAGCAGGCGAAGUGAUUAGAGGUUGGGAUGAAGGAGUAGCUCAGAUGUGCGUAGGUCAACGAGCAAAGCUCACUUGUUCUCCAGACUUUGGGUAUGGAGGCAGAGGGGUCCCUGGUGUUAUCCCUCCAAAUGCUGUCUUGAUAUUUGAUGUAGAGCUGCUUGGGCUGGAAUGAGUGGAAUAAAAAGAUCAAUCAACAUGAUUCAAAGCCAUUUUUUCCUCAUCAAAAUGUUAUUAGUAUAGAUGCUUAAAGUUUAAAUAUAUCUCUUAUUCUAGAUUACAUGUAGCUAAGUUAAGUGUUUUAAGGCAUACUAAUUCCAUUUGUAGACUUGUUUACUUCCUGGAUAUAGUAAAGUUCUGCUGUGGAGGUGAA
Messenger RNA from Pocillopora damicornis (cauliflower coral), 525 nucleotides. Its product is annotated as peptidyl-prolyl cis-trans isomerase FKBP1A. Gene Ontology annotation, biological process: protein peptidyl-prolyl isomerization. Gene Ontology annotation, cellular component: cytoplasm; sarcoplasmic reticulum membrane. Gene Ontology annotation, molecular function: peptidyl-prolyl cis-trans isomerase activity. The record is from RefSeq and is a predicted model, not a curated record. Lineage: Eukaryota; Metazoa; Cnidaria; Anthozoa; Scleractinia; Pocilloporidae.